Physcomitrium patens is the source of this 2054-nucleotide messenger RNA. RefSeq lists its product as uncharacterized. The record is from RefSeq and is a predicted model, not a curated record. NCBI's taxonomy places the organism in Eukaryota, Viridiplantae, Streptophyta, Bryopsida, Funariales, Funariaceae.
GCUCUGCAAUCUAUCUUACGGCUCCUUAGCGGCGACGGUAUAGACGUGAAGAGGUUCGGCGUUCGAUGCUCCCCACCCUAUCCCGCUAUACCCCCCUCUACCCCUAUCCUCACAAGUAGGUCUUGAUUUCUGCCUCCUCACCCUUUCGUUAGAAUCGUUCUCCGACUUUCUGCGUGGAGUCUCUGCAUGCUCGCAGUCUAGUUCGGAGGGUUAUGAAGUUGAUAUUUGUGAAUUGGGUUUGAAUAUACAGUUUUUUCUGAGCGCCUGGUUGUGAGAAUGUUUCGGGGAGAGUUCAUGUGGACAGUUUAGCGGUACAGGGGGUGGUUAGGGUUUCAGUUAGGGGGAUCCAUGGCUUUGGUUAGUGUGGACGGAGGAGCUGGAGUUGUUGAGGCUGAGGCUGCUUCAACGGCGACGAGGAACAGGAAGGGGAUGUUAUACGUUGCGGCAGAAGAGACUCAACUGUGCCGAUCGUAUCUUCAUGUCUUACAAGACUCUGGAGUAGAGAACAAGCAGAAAGCGGGUAGUUUCUGGCAUAGGGUGCAGGUUCAUUACAAUUGCAAUCGACCCCAGGGCUGUGGCGAGAGACCCGCGAGGUCGUUGGAGACGAAAUGGGGGAUGAUUAAGCAUGAUGUGGCGAAAUUCAUUGAGAAUUAUGGGGCUGUGCGCGCAGAGGCUGAGUCAGGAACAUCUUCAGAGGAAAUGCUUCAGAAGGCUCUCGAGUUGUACAGGUCGAGGCACCCCAGUAAUCAGUCUUUCACAUUUAUACACUGCUGGCUUGUUUUGAAAGACGCUCCUCGAUGGAAAGACGCGCGCGAGGAUGUGAGGAAGACGCCGCCCGUGAAACGCAAAAAUCCUGGUGCCUCCACUGAUCUCGACAAGGGUGAGGUAGAGAUGAUAGACGCCAUGCGCGAGGAAAUACGCGAUGACGUGUUGAAGAAGCCCCUGCCCAUGAAGCGCAAGAGCGAGGUAGAGAUGAUAAAUGCUAUCAAGGCCCAAGCGCGGGCGACAGCAGACAUGGCCGCAGCGACGAGGAUGAAAAUCGCCAUCCUCGAGGAACAGAACGUGAUGGCGCUGUUCACUGUUCCGGAGGAGCAGCUCGUUUCUGAGGAGGCCCGAGAAUACUUCAAGCUGCGAAGGGGCGAAGAACUGCGGAAGCUGCGAGCUCGUUUGGAAGUAACCAGCAUGGCACCUGUCUCAACGGAGGCACAUGAAACUUCCCGGAACUGCUGCGCCAGAAAUAAUAUCACAACGGAGUUUUGAUUGAUCUCCACAGAAGUUCAUCAUGGCAUCUUGGUCUGGGAUUUUAAUGCGUGGACUAGCAGACGGCAUGGCAUGCUGGGAAUUCGACAGAAGCUCUCCAGCAUUCAAUCUGCUAUUUGUUCCUAUUCACCAGCUUUCACUGCUUUAGACGAAGCAGAGCAUAAUUUGCCAUGCAUCAAGACAGAAAUAUUAACAAAAUGAGUCUGCUAAGGUCCCAGACAGGGUACGUCUUAGGCAUUGAAGAAGGUGGAGCAUCUCACGGUUUGCAAAGUCACUGGAGGCUUAACAGGGUGCGAGAUGGGAGGAUACCUUUUCCCAAUAGCUGAGUAUCGUUCUAAACUCACUAAGCGUUUGAAGCGUGGUGAAAGAUUUAAGCCUGUUAUGCUUGCUAACACAACCAUAUAUUAGCAAUUUUUUAAGUCUAGCCUGCUUAUGUGAGCACAUCCUAUGCCCUUUUUGUAUCUGUUCUAAAGCAAUGAGUCUUAUGCAAACAGCUCAAUUUGUAUCCAUGCUCGUCAUGCUAGACUAUACCAGGUGAAUUUAUUGAGUCAUAUGUUGUGAGAGCCACUCUCCGUCACAUGUGAACCAGAGAUGGUUCAGGAGGUAUAAAACAGCAGUACUGGGUUUAUUGAAUAAGUUAACCUGCCAGUGAUACUUUUUGUCUCUUGGAGAUAUGUUCCAAGUGUUAAACGUGGUGAUCAAUCUUCUUUUAUUCCUAGCUGUUGCUACAUGUUUGUUUGUGAAGCAUGGAAUAUUUAUUCCAAAGCUUCAGAACUUCAUGAAAUUUUUACCUA